Messenger RNA from Pangasianodon hypophthalmus (striped catfish), 2698 nucleotides. RefSeq names its product outer dynein arm docking complex subunit 4 (gene odad4). Lineage: Eukaryota; Metazoa; Chordata; Actinopteri; Siluriformes; Pangasiidae. The transcript is spliced from 12 exons. Gene Ontology annotation, cellular component: cytoplasm. Bases 146 to 1621 code for a protein of 491 amino acids. Gene Ontology annotation, molecular function: protein binding. The record is from RefSeq and is a predicted model, not a curated record.
AAGCUACUUCGGCGUUUUUGUUAACCGGUUGCUUGGAUACCGGAGAUGGGACAGUCCUGCCUGCGCGAGGACCUGUUUCUGUUUCAUGGAGCUAGCAGGUUGCUACUAACUCAGCUUCGCGUUAGUCACUGAAUUAGAUGUAAAAAUGUCUGACAACGAGGGAGAACAAGGUCCGAAAAGCACCUUUUCCACCUACAUGGCCGAAGCCGACCAGCUGUUUCACAAAGGAGAAUAUAGCAAGGCUGUUGAAAGCUAUUCCACGGCUCUGCUACUACAGCCGGGCGACAGGAACUGUUUGGUUGCCAGAUCCAGGUGUUAUGUGAAAAUGGGACAAGCUGAAAAUGCCCUGAAGGACGCAGAAGCUUCUCUCAAAGAUGACAAAAGCUUCUUCAAGGGAUUGUAUCAGAAGGCAGAGGCUCUGUACACCAUGGGGGAUUUCGAGUUCGCACUGGUCUUCUACCACCGAGGCCACAAACUGCGACCAGAGAUGCAGGAGUUCAGACUGGGUAUACAGAAAGCUGAGGAAGCUAUCAACAACUCUGUGGGAAGUCCUUCAUCUGUAAAGCUGAAGAAUAAGGGUGAUCUGUCUUUCUUCCAUAAAGUAGAAGAGCGCAAAAAGCUUCGACCAGAGACUUUUAACCAUCCCCUGAAGAAGAACCUGAGUGAGCAAAGCCAGAAGACACCCAAGAAUGAGAGAACAGCUAAACAGCUCCUGGGAGAGCUGUACACUGAUAAAGAAUACCUGGAAAAGCUGCUCAAAGAUGAAGAUCUAAUAAAAGGUAAGACACGUACUGGUGAGAGGCUGCAGGACGUAAUCAUGAGCUGCAUCUCAUAUCUGGACACACGCACUGAGUUUUGGCGGCAGCAGAAACCUAUCUAUGCCCGCGAGCGUGAUCGAAAGCUCCUACAGCAGCAGUGGAAUCGCACAAAGAACCGUCCUCCCACUGACCCCACCUUCUAUGUCCUCAAAAACAUGGAGGAGAUAGACACAGAACUGACUGCAGGUAACACAGAGAACAGCUUAAAGAAGGCCCGAGAGGUGCUGAAGACAGUGCAAGGCUGGUCUGACAAAGCUCUGCCCAAUAAGGCAGAAGUGCUGGGAAACCUUUAUAGCUGCAUUGGUAAUGCGCUGAUGGAUCUGGGAAACAUGGACAAGGCCCUGGAGAACCACUUUAAAGAUCUGGAGCUGGCCCAGCAAGGUAACUUGAUGGACAAUAAGUCCAGGGCUCUGGACAACAUCGGACGAGUGUACGCACGCAUUGGCAAAUUUCAGCAAGCCAUAAAAGUCUGGGAGGAAAAGAUCCCUUUGGUACAAGGUGGGCUGGAGAAGGCCUGGCUGUUCCAUGAGAUCGGCCGUUGUUAUCUAGAACUGAAGCGUCACACCAAGGCCAGAGACUAUGGCAUCCACUCACUCGGUGCUGCGGAUGACAUCGGUGAUGAGAAAUGGCAGCUCAAUGCCAGCGUGCUAGUGGCGCAGGCUGAGUUGAAACUGGGUAACUAUAAGUCCAGUGUGUUACACUUUGAGAAGGCACUGGACCAGGCUAAACUGCUGCAGGACGACCAUGCCAGAGAUGCCAUCCAGAAGGCUCUUCAAGAGACAAGACAGCAAGCGUCCCAGUGACAGCAGACUGAUUCGGUUAGCGUUCCCCCUCUGAAGGAAGUUUCAGAGACUUAUGGAAACAAAUUUAAACUAAUGAAUCAUAAUUACUGCUUGUACUUAGGGCUGCAUCCACUAGAAUAAAUCUUGUAUGGAGAAAUCAACGGAGUCUGUGUUUCAGCAGGAGGAUGCCGCAUGUCAAAGACUACUUCAUUUUCAAACAGUACACUUUGUGGUCUGUUUUCAAAAGUGUAAAUAUUAAGGAACAUCUGAAAACAUCUACAGUGAGGGUCACCAUGGAAACAAUUGAACAAUAAUUUGUCCAACUGGACAAUAAUUUUAGAAUUAUUACCCACAUUAUAAUUAGGUCAUGCCUGUGAUUAAGACAGGACUUUAAUUUAGCAUUUUACUUCUGCAGAUUUUCUGAUGUGGUUAAUGAGUGAUGCAAGCAAAUUUUAUUCUUGUGUGUUGCAAUAUCAAGACUUGUGAGGAAUGAUUGUGUAACCACAGAAUUUUGAGCGUCUAUCCACUUGUGAGAGAGUUAUGCAAGAACCUGAGACAAGGAGUUUGAGCUUGUCUGUAUUUGUCCUGAAGACGUCUGCUAAACUCUGAGUCUACCUCUCUCACUUAACUUUAAGGGCAGUACUUAAUUUGGGCCAGAUCAAACCAGUAAACAGUAAAAUUAAAUGAAGUAAUAAUAAAAUCACUUCAAUGAAUGAUCAUUCUUUAUGUCACCCCCCUUCCUAAAAUACAUCCUGUUCAUUCCAUGAUGACUAACUGGUAACUAGUAAUAAUGGCGUACUUGUGUUAUCAGUCACAUGUCAUCGUGCAUUAUGGAUAUGGCGAAAAGAGGCAGCUGACAUUGUUGUCAUUUCUUAAAGAAGUAAAAAAAUGUGAUGGUGUAGAACAAGUUGCUAAAAAAAAAGGGAGGAGUCAUUUCUGUUUCUGAAACUUGUUUGCCCAUCACUUAAAAUAUUCAACCCUGUGCCAUAUGUGUGUUUUUGGAUUUCUAAAGGACGCCAAACUGUGACAUUGAGAGGAGACUGUAAGUUACAUGACUGUGUUUUGGAGCAAUUUGGAUAAAUGCAAGUUAAGAAAGUA